Messenger RNA from Octopus bimaculoides (California two-spot octopus), 3311 nucleotides. RefSeq lists its product as uncharacterized. The record is from RefSeq and is a predicted model, not a curated record. NCBI's taxonomy places the organism in Eukaryota, Metazoa, Mollusca, Cephalopoda, Octopoda, Octopodidae.
UACUAUGUUUCAUCACGUGACCAAAACUGACCAAUCACAAUCCAGUACACCAUUUCCGUUUCGUUUUUUUUGCCAUUCAUUUUUCUUACAAAACCUAUGAAUUUAUAGAAGAAUACCAGAUGGCAUGGCAUUAAAGGAUUGAUAUUUUUACCCUAACCAUUUACCAAGCUUAAAGGAAAAAUUUACUCAGAACAGACUUCACCUUGUUUAUAUAAGUUUUUGGUAGAAUUACUGUGAAAUAUUUCGUCUGGUUGAGUCUAUUUGCAAACCUCCUCUAUUUCUUUUCUAUAUUUUAGAGAGGAGGAAUUCUGUACCUUAUUUAUAUUAAUUUACAUUGGAUGGAUAUGUGUCAGCAAACAAGAUGAGGAGGACACAUAUCCGUCCAAUGUAAAUAAUUUCUCUACUUCACCGUCUGGAAUAUGUUGGAUGUUUUACAAAGGAAUUUGUUGCAUCUUCUAAGAUCACGGCUGAUAGAAAUAUAAUGAAGUAAAUAUUUGUUUGAAAUAUAAAUUUAAAAUUAAAAAGAAAGAUAACCAUCUGUAUAUUGUGGUGAGAGAAGGAAAACUAUGGAAAGUGAAUUGUGUGAUGGUAAUGUUGAAUGUGGAUCAGAAUUUAAAAGGACUGGUUUUAGUGAUGAAAUGCCUGUUGCCAUAUGUAAUGCAUCUUACCAAUGUGAUAUCUGUAAAAAGUCAUAUUCUCAGAAAGAUAUCCUUGCUACUCACAGAUGUAUUCACACAGGAGAGAAGCCAUAUCAUUGUGAUAUCUGUGGUAAAUCUUUCUCUCAGAAAAUUAACUUAGCUACGCACAAGCGUAUUCAUUCUGGAGAGAAACCUUAUGACUGUCACAUCUGUGGUCAAUCAUUCUCUCAAAAACGUGCACUUACGACACACAAACACACUCAUACAGGAGUAAAACUAUAUCACUGUGAUAUAUGUGGAAAAUCAUUCACUCGAAAUAACUCCUUAACUGUACACAAACUCAUUCAUACAGGGGAAAAACCACAUUAUUGCGAUAUCUGUGGAAAAUCAUUCUCUGAAACUGGCCCCUUGACUAAACACAAACGCACUCAUACAGGAGAGAAGCCAUAUCACUGUGAUAUCUGUAGUAAAUCAUUUUCUGUUAAUAGUCACUUAAAUAGACAUAAACGCAUCCAUACAGGAGAGAAGCCAUAUAGUUGUGAUAUCUGUGGUAAAUCAUUCUCCGAAACCGAUCCCUUAACUAAGCAUAUGCGUACUCAUUCAGGCGAAAAACCACAUCACUGUGAUAUCUGUGGUAAAUCUUUCUCCCGAAGCGAUUCCUUAACCACUCAUAAAUACAGCCAUACUGGAGAGAAACCAUAUCAGUGUGAUAUCUGUGGCAAAUCAUUCACUGAAACUUCUCGCUUAACUAAACAUGUGCGCACUCAUACAGGAGAGAAGCCAUAUCAUUGCGACAUCUGUGAUGAGUCGUUCUCGAGGAAUGAUUCUUUAACAGCACACAAACACAUCCAUACAGGAGAGAAGCCAUAUCAUUGUAAUAUUUGUGCUAAAUCAUUCUCUCGAAGCAAUUCCUUGAUUAAACACAAGCACACUCACACAGGAGAGAAACAAUAUCAGUGCGACAUCUGUGGUAAAUUAUUCUCUGUAAGCGGCAACUUAACUACACACAAACGUAUUCAUACUGGAGAGAAACCAUAUCACUGUGACAUCUGUGGUAAAUCGUUCUCCGACGGAGGUACCUUACCCAGACACAAACGUAUUCAUACAGGGGAGAAACCAUAUCACUGUGAUGUCUGUGGAAAAUCAUUCUCUGAUGGAGGUACGUUAUCUAGACACAAACGUAUUCAUACAGGAGAGAAGCCAUAUCAGUGUGAUAUCUGUGGUAAAUCAUUCUCUCAAAAAGCACAAUUAGCUACACAUGUAUCAAAUCAUACAGAAUAGUGACAAUAUCAAUAUCAGAAGUCAUUGGAUGAAACGCUUUAUGUAACAAUAAAUAUAUUCACAUAGAGAAAAAAAAAGCAUCUAGUUCACAUUGUGAAGUGGUUGGCAUUUGGAAGGGCAUCCAGCUGUAAAAAUCUUGCUAAAACUAACCUCACCUGUGCUAGUGCUAUGUAAAAAGCACUGAGUCCAUUCUGCCUAGUUUUUGGUGUUACGAAGAGCAUCCAGCCAUAAAAACACCGCCAAAACACACCGUAGCCUGGGGUAGUCCUCUACCUGGCUGGCUCCUGUCAACCGUCCUACCCAUGCCCACAUGGAAGAUGGAUGUUGACCAAUGAUGAUGAUAAGAAAUGAGAUACAGUGCUUGAGUGAUACCAGAGUCCGGUUUUAUCUAUAAAUUUGUGUAACAUGAUUCUUGUCUCUGAGUAGCAAUUGUUAUUUCGUAUUUACUUAUUCCUAGAAAGUAUGAAAAAUGGCUAAUAUUUCAAGUUUCCAUAUUCAAUAUUGUAUAUUAACUAAACAUGUGCGCACUCAUACAGGAGAGAAGCCAUAUCAUUGCGACAUCUGUGAUGAGUCGUUCUCGAGGAAUGAUUCUUUAACAGCACACAAACACAUCCAUACAGGAGAGAAGCCAUAUCAGUGGAAUAUUUGUGCUAAACCAUUCUCUCGAAGCAAUUCCUUGAUUAAACACAAACACACUCACACAGGAGAGAAACAAUAUCAGUGUGACAUCUGUGGUAAAUUAUUGAUACGGACCGCGAAAAAACUAAAUAAUGUUAUGUCCCUAUUCUCCGAGCUGGGUUUGAAACCGUAUUCUGGUUGUUGAGGAUAAUGGUAUUUCCUUUGUCUUGUCAACAAGCACGGCUAUUCAUAGCGUAGGAGUGUGUUUGCUGACCCUUUUCGGUCACCGUAAGUUUAGAAAAACAAGUUAGGAACUGUAUUAAACUGACCCAGCUUUGGAGGGGGAAUGUAGCACUGUGAGCUACGGUAUUUAUCAUAAAUACGAGAGCAGAGAUUUGGGAAUCGUAGUUGGCGUACAGCAGUUGGCGUAAGCGGUCAGCCAGUGAAGAUGGUAUACAGCAGUUGAUGUAAAGGCCAGCAACCAGUAGAGGAGCCAUAUGGAAUCGCAGCCGAUGUGACAGCCAGCAGUGAGUGAAGAGAAGCAAGAUGAACAGAGAGGCUAUGGUCAGAAGGUACCAGUCAGCAGAAAUGGAUAGAGUCUGAGAGAGAGAGAGGGACAGAGAGAUGGAACUGUUGUGGCAGGCAAAAAGAUUGUAGUAGACUACGUUGGGUCACUUCUUGUGGAUUGUAGUGGGAGAUUUGAAUUGGUUACGGUAAAUGUUUGUUUAAAUAUUCUUUAAAGAAAAAUGUACUUUGUUGUUACAUGUUUUAAAA